UGGGCUAAGGGUUCCAGGGUCCCAACGGCACAUCCCCACCCAGAAAUUCCCAAAGAGACACUCCCCCGGGGGGUGCAAGGAUCGCAAACAACGUGAUGUACUAGUAAUUUCACUUUUAUUCAUUAUUAUUUCCAUUUUCAAAACAAUACAGAAACGAAUUAUUUUCAAGCAGUAUUCCUUUCAUAAUGUGGCCAUUACUAUUUUGAGCUUGAGUCAAGGGAGUGAAAAGCAGAGUAGAUAACCCUAUUACCUAUCUCACCCUUCUAGAGAUCUAUCCAUGAUCCAAAGAGCUAACCCUCCUACAGAGCGAAGGGACUGGGAAGGAUAACAAGACUUUUCCCCAGUUUCUCACGGUUAAUGAUCCGAAAUUUUCAUUCGGAACAAGCGGAUGGACGAAUGUGUGAACAAUACAAGCGCUGAUUUCUUCGGUGUUUACCUUCUGUACUGCUUAAAUCCUCGCUACAAGGGACGCACUUACAUCGGAUUUACUGUUGACCCUAAUCGCCGGAUCAAACAGCACAAUGGAGGGGUGCAGAAAGGAGGCGCGUACAGAACCAGUGGAAGGGGACCUUGGGAGAUGAUACUUAUAAUACAUGGCUUUCCUAGUGAUAUAAUUGCUUUACAGUUUGAGUGGGCAUGGCAAAAUCCAAGGAAAUCGAGACGUUUGCGACAUGUUGCCAACAAAACAUCGAAAGAAAAAGGCAUUGAUUUUUGCUUUAGAGUACUCUCAGCAAUGCUUAAUGUUGGACCUUGGAACCGACUUCCUCUUACGAUAAGAUGGCUGAAACAAGAAUACAAAAUGGAAUUUGAUGUGGAACAGCUACCUCCUAGGCAUAUGCCAAUAGUCUAUGGACCUCUGAACAAGAGAAAACCCAAGAAGGGCAACGAUGGAGGUAGUGAGGAAGUGGAAGAGGUCAAUAGCACUUCUUAUAGAUGUGUAGAAUGCUCUAAGAAGAUCAAGGAUGUUCAUGAUUGCAUUUCUUGUAUCACAGACAACUGUCCAAUGAAGGCUCAUUUAGUUUGCCUUGCUAAGAGAUUUCUCCAGAAUAAUGGAGAAGACUCAUUUCUGAUACCAGUAGAAGGCGAUUGCCCAACCUGUGCCCAUACAUUUUUAUGGCGAGAUUUAAUAAAGCAUCAUAAUCAGACAGAAGAGGCCUCAGAUCCAAAUUCAGAUAGUCCUCACUGGGCAGAGGAACUUAAUAGAUAUUGAAACACUUAACUUCAGUCAAGUUUGGUUGUUCACAGCACUUCUUUGCCUAUGUAAACUUGCAUCUUUUUUUCCCUUGUUCAAUUUUUCUCCUUCAUGAGAGAUAUGGUGUCUGUUGUGAGAUUUGUCCCUGAAAAUUCUAUACCAAUAUAACUUGCUCCUGUCAAUCUUUUGGAUGGGGGUUUUCAAGUUGAGUGUGUGAACAGACUGAUGUUUGUUUAAUACUCAGGCUAAAGAUUUUUAUAAUCUACAACAAUCUACAACACUGAAGCUAAGAAACUCUGUGCCUAAAUUCAACUUCCUCUUCUGGCCAUUCAAAUUUUCCUUCUGGGCAACCAUAGAAUGCAGCUGAAAUUGGAGAUGUGAAAUUGUUGCAUAUUCCAUAAUUCUUUGUAAAUUAUUUGCACAACACUUUUAUCAGCAUGUACAUAAAGAAUAAUUUAUUGCAAAUCAUUGGUAUGUAAAAAUUGUCAGUUAUGCAAGUAUUUGAAGCUUAUUACAUCACAUCGAGUAUUUAUUACAUUUUAAUCAAGCCCAAAUGGAUUUUACCAAUAUACAUAAGGCAAAAUUUGUAAAUACUUUUUAUGAAUAAAAUGUUGCAUUGAAAAACUUCCUAAAAAUUUGAUUGUAGUGAAUUGUACUUCAUUUCUCACCAUCAUUUUUUAUCUUUUUUUCAACAAUCAUCAACAGUCAUAUAAGUACUGGUGGGAAGGUUUACACUGGUUCAAGAAUGACAAUUUUCACAUUCUCCCUUGGAAGUAAGAUAUCAAAUGCAAGAGACUAUUUCAUUGAAUUAUUGUCUUAACACUACAAACAGGGUGAAAAAUUGAUGUACAACAGACAUUUUUGACAAAAUUUGAUGUGUUGGAAAUGCAAUGUAGCACGCAUACUGGUAGUUAUUGCUAUUUGAUUCAUGAGAGUGAGUGUAAUAUUCAGGUUGAAAUGAAACCACAUGGGGCGCUUUCCAUUCAAUUUUAAAUUUCUGGAAAUUUCAAGGGACGAAUGGAAGAGUAUUUUCUGGAAUUUCCU
Molecule: messenger RNA, 2236 nt
Organism: Orbicella faveolata
Lineage: Eukaryota; Metazoa; Cnidaria; Anthozoa; Scleractinia; Merulinidae
Product: structure-specific endonuclease subunit SLX1 homolog
Biological process (GO): double-strand break repair via homologous recombination
Cellular component (GO): Slx1-Slx4 complex
Molecular function (GO): crossover junction DNA endonuclease activity; 5'-flap endonuclease activity
Source: RefSeq, a predicted model, not a curated record